Messenger RNA from Armigeres subalbatus, 2388 nucleotides. It is a transcript of the gene Tace, whose product is annotated as ADAM 17-like protease. NCBI's taxonomy places the organism in Eukaryota, Metazoa, Arthropoda, Insecta, Diptera, Culicidae. Gene Ontology annotation, biological process: membrane protein ectodomain proteolysis; Notch signaling pathway. Gene Ontology annotation, molecular function: metalloendopeptidase activity. The transcript has 8 exons. Gene Ontology annotation, cellular component: plasma membrane. The record is from RefSeq and is a predicted model, not a curated record. Bases 67 to 2373 code for a protein of 768 amino acids.
CAUGGCGAACGGGUGAAAAAUUUUGUUCAGAAGUGUAAAGUUGAAGAUUUUUACUCGAAAAGCUUUAUGAAAAUGAAUCAAAAAUGGUACAAACCCAAGUUCAGUGAGCAAUUUAUGUUGACGAGUAUCGCAAUUGUGAUAAUUAGCUUGCUCCAAGCAGCAAAUACGCAACUUCACAACAACUUCAAACACUUCGAAACGCUGCACGCGGAUGAUCUUACCCAUCGGAUCACGAAACGUGGCGCCAAGCACAGCAGCCACCCAUUCAACACGAUCAAAGAGGUAGAGUUCAAGGUGCUGGGACGGAACUUCCGGUUGAUUCUGCAUCCGCACAAAGAAGUCCUGCACAGCAACUUCCGCGCGUACUCCGUCGAUGGAAGUGGAACGGAAUCGAUCGUUCAUCUGGAUCAUGACAACUUUUUCAAGGGGCGGGUUUUCGGCGAAUCGGAAUCGCACGUGAACGCCCAUCUGGAGAAUGGCGUUUUGACGGCUUCGGUUGUGCUUCCGGACGAAACGUACCACAUUGAACCGUCCUGGCGGCAUUUGGAUCACCUCACCGAUAGGCACAUGAUUGCGUACAAGGCGUCGGAUAUCAAGUUCAGUUGGGAUGAUGUGGCUGCGGUGGGGGGAGAAAUGGGAGGCGUGCCGAAGACUUGUGGCUAUAUUAAGGAAGGUGCGGAAUUAGAAGGGAGUGGCGAUGAAGAAGAUGGAAUGGGGUUUAAUGAUAUGCCGUCAGUUUGGACGGCAGAGGCCGAGGGUGACGAUAAAGUAAAUAAGAAACGUACCAAGCGACAGGCCGAUCAGUAUGAGUACACCCCAACCAAGACCAGAUGUCCUUUGCUGCUGGUGGCGGACUAUCGGUUUUUCCAGGAAAUGGGAGGCAGUAACACUAAGACAACCAUCAACUAUUUGAUAAGCCUAAUUGAUCGGGUGCACAAAAUCUAUAACGACACCAUUUGGCAGGAUCGGAGCGAUCAGGAAGGAUUCAAAGGGAUGGGCUUCGUGAUCAAGAAGAUUGUGGUCCACUCGGAGCCGACAAGAGUGAGAGGUGGCGAAGCUCAUUACAAUAUGGUCCGCGAGAAGUGGGACGUACGAAACCUGUUGGAGGUUUUUUCUCGCGAAUACAGUCACAAAGACUUUUGUCUUGCCCACUUGUUCACAGAUCUUAAAUUCGAAGGCGGUAUUUUAGGUCUAGCGUAUGUCGGAUCGCCCCGACGUAACUCCGUCGGUGGUAUUUGCACUCCAGAGUACUUCAAGAAUGGCUACACUCUCUAUCUGAACUCGGGAUUGAGCAGUUCCCGCAACCACUACGGUCAGCGAGUAAUCACGCGCGAGGCGGAUCUCGUCACAGCACACGAAUUCGGGCACAACUGGGGCUCGGAACAUGAUCCGGACAUACCGGAGUGCUCGCCAAGUGCCUCCCAAGGGGGAAGCUUCUUGAUGUACACCUACUCGGUAAGCGGGUACGACGUUAACAACAAGAAAUUCUCCCCAUGCUCGUUACGGUCGAUCCGCAAAGUACUGCAAGCCAAAUCAGGACGGUGCUUCUCCGAACCGGAAGAAUCGUUCUGCGGCAACCUUCGGGUAGAAGGAGACGAACAGUGCGAUGCGGGAUUGCUGGGGACGGAAGAUAACGACGGAUGUUGUGACAAGAAUUGCAAGCUUAGACGAAGUCAGGGUGCCGUUUGCAGUGACAAGAACUCGCCAUGCUGUCAGAACUGCCAGUACAUGAUGUCAGGUGUGAAGUGUCGCGAAGCGCAAUAUGCUACGUGCGAACAGGAAGCCCGUUGCACAGGAAAUCAUGCCGACUGUCCGAAGAGUCCUGCAAUGGGGGACGGUACCAUGUGCCAAGAGCGAGGACAGUGCCGCAACGGAAAAUGUGUGCCAUACUGCGAAACGCAGGGCUUGCAAAGUUGCAUGUGCGAUACGAUGGCCGAUGCGUGCAAGCGAUGCUGCCGACAGAGCAUCAACGAGACAUGCUUCCCCGUGGAACCGCCAGAUGUGCUGCCUGACGGAACUCCCUGUAUUCAGGGUUUCUGCAACAAGGGUAUGUGCGAGAAGACGAUUCAGGAUGUGGUGGAACGCUUCUGGGACAUCAUAGAAGAAAUUAACAUUAACAAAGUGUUGCGAUUUCUGCGGGAUAAUAUUGUCAUGGCCGUUGUGAUGCUGACAGCACUCUUUUGGAUACCAGUCAGUUGCAUCAUAUCGUACUUUGACAGGAAGAAACGCAAAGAGGAUUGGAAAGAGUAUGAAUGGAGUCAGAAGUUGGAUUUGAUUCAUCCCAGCGAUCGUAGGCGAGUCAUCCACAUCAGGGUCCCAAGGCAAAAAAUCACCGUCGCACGAAUCGAAACACGUUCAGCAGAGUCCUCGUAGCGGCAAUGAUCGGCA